UCCUUGUGCAAGACCAGCUUUUUCUUUUUCAUUGGAAAUAUUUUUUAUGUGCCAGAGCCAGAUGGAGAGGUUUAUACAUCUUGUCAUCUUAGUGUCCUUGUCAGAUGCCUAUGCAGCAAAUAAUGUUGCAGUCGUGUAUGGGAUUGAAGGGGAGUCAGUCUCUAUCAACUGCACCUACAAUCCCAAGGAGAAUCAGUGGAGAGAAAAGAGUUGGUGCAGACACAUCAGCAAGACAGUGUGCCAGCAUGUUGUCAGUGCCCGGCGUUUCUGGAUGCCAUUCCUCAAGAGGAGGAAUGGCACCACUUCCAUCGCUGAUAACAUCCAGAAUGGGAUCCUCACAGUGACCAUCAACCCACUGAAGAAGGAGGAUGCCGGAUUGUAUCAGUAUAAGGCAGACUUCUUGGGGAGCAUGAGUACCCUGUGCAAGGUGAAGCUGAAGGUUCUGCGAGCAGGCACAUGGAAGACUGAGGCACCAGAGGAGCCCAGAGCAGUAUACAGCAUCUCCAGCACCAUAGGAACUGCUGGAAUAAAUCUGCACUUCGUUGUGGCUGGAUUCCUGGGUUUCAAAUGCCUAGUUGUUAUAUUCCUCUUGAUUAUUGCCUGGAGCCAGAAGAACAGAAGGUUGGAGGAUGGCAGCAGAAGGGAAAAUGAGCACCAGCUUCUCUCAUUCACAGGUGACAUCACUAGUACAGCCUAACAAGAAAAGGUUGUUAUAACUAGAUGUGAUGGAAGGAAGGCAAAGAACAAGUAAGAAUUCGCUGAUAGGAGCAUGGAGAUGGCUCCUGCAGAUACAGCCAGCAUAAGAAAGACCUGCUUGCUUUAUCCUUUCACCUCAUGCCCAGCACAAGGACUGCCGUGGUUUCACUUGCAAAGCCAACAGGACAGAUGGAGACAACUGUGCUUUGCUAUCACGAAUAAAAUAAAUGUGGCCUGGGGAGUAUAGUAACUGUAAGGGAUCUUCUCUCUUG
This is a messenger RNA of Gekko japonicus, 968 nucleotides long. Its product is annotated as triggering receptor expressed on myeloid cells 2-like. Gene Ontology annotation, molecular function: signaling receptor activity. Lineage: Eukaryota; Metazoa; Chordata; Lepidosauria; Squamata; Gekkonidae. The transcript is spliced from 5 exons. The coding region runs from base 47 to 697 and encodes 216 amino acids. Gene Ontology annotation, cellular component: cell surface. The record is from RefSeq and is a predicted model, not a curated record.